UUAUUUAGAUUUAGUAGAGUUCUCAGCGAUCACCAUGGGUAAGGUUCUAGCAAUUUUUCUGGCAGUAGUCGUUAUUGAAUUCUGUGAAGGAUUCGCAUCGCCACCUGCACUGGCGUCGGUUUUUCGUCGCUCUCGGAGGAGUUCCUCGUUUCGAUGCUGCAACGAUGGGUUCGAUGAUACGGCCAACCACGAGAAGUUCACAGGCAUAAGGCAGGAAUGUGCCGAGGAGUUGAAGUUGAGUGAAAUGUCCGAGGAUGAACUACUAAAUAACCACGAGAAUUUGUACUGCUUGAUUGAGUGUAUCUCGAAAAAGUACGAACUAGCGGAUGAUCAGGGUAAUAUGCUUCACGAGGCCAUGACCGAGGCGGUGAAAGAACAUUUCAGCGUUGUUGAGUGGAAAGUUCCACUGCUGGAUGAGUUCAUCAAGGAUUGUUUUGAUUACGCUGAGGAGGAGCAUGUGAAACAUUCGACGGAAGAGGAGGGAAAGUGUAACGCUGAAGGGUUCCACUUUGCGUACUGUCUGUGGAAAAGCUUUACGCUUGCCUGUCCCGACGAGAUGCGAGACGAUUCGGAGCGAUGCGAGUCAAUACGGGACAAGCUCAACAGCAACGAGAGGGUAAGCUUUUGGAACAAUGAUAUCGCUGAAGAGCUGAAGUAGUGACGGGUGGGGAGUAGCGGAAGUAUGACUUCUUAGCUUUUGAGUCACUCGCUGUGGAAGCUUCAAUAUAUGUUCCAUCAAGCUUCCAAUUCAAUUGCUUUCAAGAUGGUGAGUAACAUGUAUAAUAUUAGAUUUGAAAUAAAUGC
Messenger RNA from Toxorhynchites rutilus septentrionalis, 804 nucleotides. RefSeq lists its product as uncharacterized. The record is from RefSeq and is a predicted model, not a curated record. Bases 35 to 658 code for a protein of 207 amino acids. NCBI's taxonomy places the organism in Eukaryota, Metazoa, Arthropoda, Insecta, Diptera, Culicidae. The transcript is spliced from 2 exons. Gene Ontology annotation, molecular function: odorant binding.